Messenger RNA from Erigeron canadensis, 1145 nucleotides. RefSeq names its product putative glucose-6-phosphate 1-epimerase. The coding region runs from base 71 to 1021 and encodes 316 amino acids. NCBI's taxonomy places the organism in Eukaryota, Viridiplantae, Streptophyta, Magnoliopsida, Asterales, Asteraceae. The transcript has 10 exons. Gene Ontology annotation, biological process: carbohydrate metabolic process. Gene Ontology annotation, molecular function: isomerase activity; carbohydrate binding. The record is from RefSeq and is a predicted model, not a curated record.
CAAAAGUAAAAAUAUCACAAAGUCUCUCUCAGUGACAGUGUCGAUAUAUAUUAGUGGAGGUGUAUCGACAAUGGUGGCGAUAUCAAUGUCAAUGACGUGGUCGCUUCCAACAACCUUACCAUCUUCAAAACUUCCCCGAUUCAACCGGUAUAGAGGAGGUAUGGCAUUUGCAGCUUCUAAUAGUACUACUACUUCUACUUUGGGAGUUAAAGUUACUAAAGGUUUGGGGGAAUUGUCUAAGGUUGUGUUAACAACUUCCACUGGAAGUGAAGCUGAGCUUUACUUGUAUGGAGGGUGUGUUACAUCUUGGAAAGUUGGGACCAAGGAUCUCCUUUUUGUUCGGCCAGAUGCAGUAUUCAAUGGUCAGAAGCCAAUAAGUGGAGGGAUCCCGCAUUGUUUCCCACAAUUUGGACCAGGCCCGAUGCAACAGCAUGGAUUUGCAAGGAAUUCAGACUGGUCCAUUGUUGAUUCUGAAAAUGUUGAUGGAUCUCCCGUUAUCACUUUAGAACUUAAGGAUAGCCCUUACAGUCGGGCUAUGUGGGAUUACAGUUUUCAAGCAUUAUACAAGAUCACCCUAGACGAGAAAAGCCUUUCUACUGAAUUAAAAAUCACAAAUACCGACAAAAAACCAUUUUCGUUUACCACUGCGCUUCAUACGUAUUUUAGUGCCUCUGUAUCGGGUGCAUCAGUUAGAGGUCUAAAAGGGUGCAAGACACUCAACAAGGAUCCAGAUCCGAAAAACCCAAUAGAAGGCACGGAGGAAAGAGACGUAGUGAGUUAUCCUGGAUUUGUUGACUGCGUUUAUCUUGGUGCUGCUAAUGAGUUAUACCUGGAUAACGGUCUGGGGGAUACCAUAUCCAUCAAGAAUACAAAUUGGCCAGAUGCAGUUCUAUGGAAUCCACAUCUGACUAUGGAAGCAUGCUACAAAGAUUUUGUCUGUGUCGAGAACGCUCAGAUUGGAAAUGUUGCUCUAGAGCCAGAGAAAUCGUGGGUGGCUACUCAACAACUUAGUGUCAGCUGAAUAGGAGGAAUUACCGACAGCAGGCGUAUGUUAUCUUAAAGAGAUACUUGUGGCUAAUGUACUAUAGAAAUACACUUUUGAUCAGAAUAAAAGCAUAUAAAACUGAUGCAUAGUUUGUCAAUCA